Molecule: messenger RNA, 3164 nt
Organism: Paramuricea clavata
Lineage: Eukaryota; Metazoa; Cnidaria; Anthozoa; Malacalcyonacea; Plexauridae
Source: the annotation of a GenBank genome assembly
UAAUAAAGGCCUCUGGUCUCACAGGGACAGACAAAACAGGUAUUCAAUAGGGUUAUAAUCGUUACUGUUUCUAUAUUUAAUUCGCUUGCAGGAAUGAGUAAUCAAGGUUACAUACAUUUUGGAUUUUUUUUUAUUUUGAACAAGGUUUUUAAAUAAAAAAUUAGGACACUCCACACACAAGGAUGUUGCGAAGAAUCUGGAGUUGGGCGGGGACCUGGGGUGUUAAAGAAUGUUACCUGAAUUCGACCGAUUUUCAAUGUUAAAUUUUUUUCUGAAGUAUGGUAUAGUUGUAAUAGACUCAAAAAAACUCUGAUUUGGGGAUUUCUAGUGACUAAAAGAGUCUCGCCAAAUGACCUAGUAUAGUCGUUAAGAAUCGAUCAUUUGAAAUACCUAUUUAAAGUAAUAAGUAUGUAUAUACUAUACUAAAUAUAGAUGUUCCUGAUGCAUACUGCCUGCUCACCAGUAAGGAACCGCCACAGAAGAAAAAAACGAAAACUGUAAAGGGAACGAAUGAUCCUGUUUGGAAUGAAUCUCAUGUUUUGUAAGUGAUGUGACAAGUUGUUAAAAUAUGACAAUUUUUAUUUGAAUAGAAAAUUUAGUGCAAAAAAGCGACUUAUAAAUAAAUAUGAUAUAAAAUAUCUAUAGAACGAUCAAAGCUUAUUACGUUUAUCUUUGUAAUUCAGAGACGUUAGUGAGAAGACGAAGGAAGUUUCAUUCGAUAUAUAUAAUGAAUUAAAGUCUUCAGAAGGUAGGGUUAUUUAUGCGGAUAUGGCAAAAAAAUCCUUGGGUCCAUAUAUUCGUAGUUCCGCAGGUUUGUUUAAGGCAUUUUCAGUUGCAAAGGUUUACUGACAUACUGUAUAUUCAUGUCUUCUUGCGAUCAAUCAGGGAAAGUUAUACAUGUACUGUAACUAAAAAAUUAAAGGUCGUAUGAAAACUGUACCUGAAACAAAAACAUGGGACUAUAGACUCAAAUUAUGAAAGAUCGAUUGAAUCCUGUGAUCCUAAGGUUACAAAAACGUAGUGCUGUUUCACUGCUUUUGUAGCGGCUAGGUUCUUUGAUUUCAGAAAGGGUCGGAAGGUGUGGAACUUUAUAGGUCCUCUUUAAAGCCUUGACAAUCGUUGAUGGUUUCGCCAGAUGUGGUUUUACGUUUGUUCAAAUGAGCAUAACAGAUAAUGAAGAUAAUGAGCAUAAAAUCUGCGGUUGACAGUCAGGCUAACUGUGAUUAGAGAAGUUCAAGUAUAACUACCACCCUACUAUCUCUCACUGGUUUAGUACGCAUUUAAUUGGUUAACCGCGUAUAUCAAACGCAUCUGAUUGGUUAUUGGCCCCUUAUUGGUAGUGGUAGCUGUAGCGGAAGUCAAAUCUGAACCGCCCAAAUGAAAGGCAAUGUUUGAAGCAGCUAUUUUCGCAAUUCCUGUAAACACUUAACAGCAUUUAUCGAAUUAGGUACAUCAUGGAUACAGCGAACGGGCUAGCUAAUAUCAAAAGGUUACUCAACUGACCCACUAACCCUUGAAAAAAUAUGUUGUCCGCUCUACUGUACAUUGAGAAUUCUACACAGUGCAUUUCUCAAACCUUCUAUUUGGGGUGCAUUUAGUUUUAUGUUUCUUGACGUUUUCGACUGGAAAUGGAUUUAGACAUGAAUUUUUUUCUUAUUUUCAGAGACAGGUUUUCUUGGUCAAGUAAUAGUUCCUCUAGCAAUGAUUGGUAAAGAUCAGUCAUGUCGCCUUAUCUUACCUGUACUACCUACGUCAGCAAAGAAUAGUUACGUCACUGGACAAAUAAAUUUGGAAGUAAGAAAUUUUCCUACUGCAAGUAUUUUCCCUACAUUUUACUUGUUACUCUGUAGGUUAGUAUGUAAGCAGAACCUGGAGAGUAGUGUCGCGAUCCUAAAUCCUGAGGAACAUUUGCCUUAGCAAAGAACAUUGAGGGACAAUUUCAGUUUUUCACACGAACGUUACGGUAUAAAUUUUAAGGAAUCGUUAAUUGUCAUACUUUCUUAUCUGUCAUUUCGAAUUUGGAGUAAUGUACGGGUCUAAUUUUCCAGUAUUUUUACGCACUUUUGAGGAACAUUUGAAAAAGGCAAAACAAGGAUCCGAAGAACAUUGAACACUUUUUGUAAGAUCGUUGCAAAAGGAAUCGGUUCAAGUUGCAAAAUUAGAGUAGAAUGCGAUAGAUAGAGAUAAUUUUAGAUAACGUAGCUCUGAGCUCAGUAUCCGAAAUUGUAUUACAAGUUGCAGCAAAAAUUCCCUCGUGUGACAUGGCCUAUGUACUGUUUAUAUACACACUAUACAUAUUUUAUAUUUUCGGACUUUUUGCCUGGACUAUUAUUUUAAGUUGUAUACGCCCUCCAAAUUUCGUGGUUGCAGGUGUUUAUUCCUUCAUUGCAAAUUUUGCAAUGUAUACAUUUGGAUUCUUCCUACAUUGAUCAUAUAGAGGGCAAAAUUACUCGAAUAUGAUUGGCUAAUGAGGAGGGCAUUUUUUCUUAAUUCAGGGCAAAAUUACUUGUACCUGAUCGGCUGAGACGCGCAAGCAGCGGGAACUUUCGUCUUUGAAAAUAUUAAAGCAAAACAAAACUGCAAUGGCUUCUCGCUUUGGAGUGCCGAUAGCGACGUUAUUCAGGACUUAAAAGCAUCUAGUGAAAACCGAAAUACGAGAAAAAGCACCAAUUUAUGGGUUGGAGUGUUUAAAAAGUGGGAGAGAGGAAGGAUAUUCCAAGUCAAUAUUAAGGGAUAAUGAAUUUCUCAACUCCCGAAAAGUGCUUGAAGGAAAGGCAAAGAAACUCAGAAGAGACGGUUUCUGUAAACAGCCAAAUAAAGCAAAAAGCCUUACCGAUGAAGAAGGGAAAAUAUUGUGAGAAAACGACCAGCUUGGAGGAAACAACCCACGCUCAUUGACGAACUCGUUGUGGUGGCUUCUUACCCAGCACUUCGCGCUACGUGGUCGGCAAGAGCAUCAUGAAAUGAAUGUUGAAGAUUUCUCUUUACAAAAGGACGACAACGGAAUUGAGUUUGUAACGUUUGCCGAAGGCGUUAUACAAAUACCAGACAAGCCGGUUUGCGAGCAAAACCGACUUGUAAAGCCGAAAAUGUUUGCAAAUGAAGACGGAACAAGAUGUCCAGUCGCUCUUUUUAAGCAAUAUCUUCAGAGGCGUCCAACCUGA